UCCGUGACGCACUUCCGGCAACGCCGCGUAGGAUUCGGAACCCGGCGGAAACGGGCUUGCGGUGCGACAACGGGGAUGGAUACGCUGGCGGUCAUGAUGCAGGCCCUCCUGACCCAGAACCAUGCUUUACGUAGGGAGAACAACGAGCUCAUGGACCAGGUGCGGCGCCUGUUGUGCGAGAAAGCCAACCUGCUGGCGCAGGUGCGUCCGCCGGUCUGCCCGGUAGCUUUCCCCGAAACGUUUGACGGCGACUCCGCCCGACUUCCCGAGUUUUUGAUCCAAGCGGCCUCUUACAUGAACUUUUUCCAGGCCAGAUUCUCCAGCGAUACCCUGAAGGUGGCGUUUCUAAUCAGCCGCCUGACGGGGCCGGCAGAGCAGUGGGUGGUCCCCUACAUCGAGAGAGAGAACCCCAUCCUGACUCAGUACGAGGGUUUCGUGGACGCACUCAAGCGGGCCUUCGGCAGGGAUGCAUAGAAAGGCCCCAGCCACGCGCCACGUGACAAGGGGACAGCAGCGGCCCGCGCCUGCUUUGCUUGUCUUUGCUCCACAAAUGGCUUCGCAGCUCGAAGCUGCUGGACCCUACUGCUCGCCCCAACCCCAGCGCUUUUGCACCGCCUCGCAGCCCACUUCUUGCCUGGGGACCUGUAUGAAGUUAAAAUAACCCUAAAUCACAACCCUGGCCAUCUCCGACGACUGCUUCUGAUCCCUUGAAAAUCAGAGCCAACUUAGGGAGGACCUGAUGGUGUCUGUCAAACCUCUUGGACGCUGAUUUGACUAGCUUGGGCCCUGAGCUUCUAGGGUCAAAAAACAUUGAUAAUGGAGAUGGGACAGUGUUUGACUUGUGUCCACUUGGUUUUAUAUCCUUAUACUAAAUAGAGUAUUAGCUCCCUCUUUUUAAGUAAGUCAUUUUGCAAUUUAAAGCUGCAGUUUUCUCUUCAUUAAAGACAUUUACUAGAUUGUUGAAGUUUGGUUUGAAGUUCUGUUAUUCUCUUUUAUGGGGCCAAAGAAGGCAAGAAAGAGGAGGAUUUGUGACCUCUUCUUAAGCAGUUUUUCUUAAAAGCCUCUAAGGAAAAUCUGUAACUGCCUUUCUUGAAAUGUUCAUGCGUUUGCCAUUGGAUGGUCACUGUGUUCUUGAAUUCCUAAAGUGAGUUAAACUGAUAACUACUUCCUUUGUGGACAAUUUAUGCACCUGGGAGGAUCAUGAGGGGAAAUAAACACUAUGUUUUUGCAAGGGUUGAUUUAUACACAGGUUAUAGUAGUUAUUUUAUGCCCAGUUAGCAUUAGAAAAGUUCCAGUCUCAGCCCCCCCAGCAUGACCCUGUAUGUACCACAUUUU
Molecule: messenger RNA, 1335 nt
Organism: Castor canadensis (American beaver)
Lineage: Eukaryota; Metazoa; Chordata; Mammalia; Rodentia; Castoridae
Product: protein LDOC1
Source: RefSeq, a predicted model, not a curated record